AUGGGUCGACAGAGUCGCGGGGGAGGAUAUUGUUUCAUCAAUUUUUGGCGCUAUCCGAGGGAUCGCCCCACUCUACGAAUAAUUGACAUUGGGGAUCAGCUCCGGGAGGCGAAUAUGGUGAGCUUCAUGCUGAGGGAGGAUAAACUCAUUGGAUUUGUUGUUCGAGUGGGCACGCGAUUCGUUAUAUAUGAGUUGAAUAAACCCCUUACGCGUUCGCCUCCUUUCUUUCUGCGUCCUAUUCGAGCUCUUGGAUCAGUUGACGUAUUUGUGGCCUCCUUUCGGAUGGGGUUCACAGCUCCAAUCCCCGAGGGUAGUCGUUGGGAAAGAAUGAGAGUGGGUGGCUUGGGUAAAAAGAAAAAGCUCUUUUCAAGUGGAUAA
This is a messenger RNA of Striga asiatica, 378 nucleotides long. The record is from the annotation of a GenBank genome assembly. NCBI's taxonomy places the organism in Eukaryota, Viridiplantae, Streptophyta, Magnoliopsida, Lamiales, Orobanchaceae.